AGUAUGGAAGCCAGAAGUAACUUCCAGGUCCUGCUGUCACUGACACCUCUCAGUGUCCUCUGCUCACAAACACUAGCAUUAACUCUUGAAACAUAUUCUACCAUGAGUAGGCUGGGCAAUGGUAUACUGUUUGAUGGUCCCAAUGAAUCUGAUCAAAAUCUAGGUUUCUUAAAGGCGAAAAAUGAUCAUCUGGAAAGUUCAUUACCUGAAAAUGAUUUGUCUUUUUGGGAUGCCCCCAGAUCAUUGAACAGAAAUAGAAGACAUGGUGAGGGAACAUUCACCAGUGAUGUUCCCAAUUAUUUGGAGGAAAAGGCUGCUAAAGAAUUCAUGUAG
This is a messenger RNA of Trichosurus vulpecula (common brushtail), 333 nucleotides long. RefSeq names its product VIP peptides-like. The record is from RefSeq and is a predicted model, not a curated record. Lineage: Eukaryota; Metazoa; Chordata; Mammalia; Diprotodontia; Phalangeridae. The transcript has 3 exons. The coding region runs from base 4 to 333 and encodes 109 amino acids.